This is a messenger RNA of Aphanomyces astaci, 1636 nucleotides long. RefSeq lists its product as hypothetical. The record is from RefSeq and is a predicted model, not a curated record. The transcript has 3 exons. Gene Ontology annotation, molecular function: serine-type carboxypeptidase activity. Bases 12 to 1499 code for a protein of 495 amino acids. Gene Ontology annotation, biological process: proteolysis. Lineage: Eukaryota; Oomycota; Saprolegniomycetes; Saprolegniales; Verrucalvaceae.
AACUUCUUGACAUGCACAACUCGCGUCAUUACCGCCCGCCGUACUCGGACUCGCAAGCAAAGCAGCCGCACCGAAUGCUCUACCCGUUUUUUGGGCUUCUUGCAUUCUGCCUCUUCGUUACCACUAGUCUGUCCAUGCGCUCUACCGUUCCACCACGAUCUCAGGUGUCCUUGUCCCUUCGUCAGGACGAACCGCGAGCACCAAAGACGUCAGCAGACCAUGUGCCUUAUCUCCCUCGCUUUGGGAAUGUCCUUGAAAAGCAGUAUGCUGGGUUGGUGACUGUGAAUGCCGCUGAAGGCAAUAUUUUUUACUGGUUCUUCGAAUCCCGCACGAAUCCAACAUCGCGGGACACCCCCGUGAUCGUGUGGCUGAACGGUGGCCCAGGUGCAUCCUCCAUGACCGGGCUUCUCACUGAAAUGGGUCCUUAUCGCAUCAACUCGGACGGGUCGUUGUCCAGGCACCCGCACAGCUGGACAGCCCUCGGCCACAUGUUAUUCUUCGACCAACCUGUUGGCACCGGGUACACAAGCGCAAAGAACGAAUCCGGCUACGUGAACUCGCAGCUUGAAAUGGCGGAACAACUGCAUGUCGCUCUGACGGCGUUUUUCACCUUGCAUCCCGAAUACGCCAGCAACCCCGUCGUGGUCGCCGGCGAGUCGUACGCUGGCAAGUACGUGCCGCACAUCGCCCACUACAUUCACGACAAGAACAACCAAUUGGACAAGUCAUCGGCCAUCAACUUGUGGGGCAUCGCCAUCGGAAACGGCGAGAUGAAACCGUUGCUGCAAACCCUCAGUGUGCCCGACUACGCCUUGGCCCUUGGCUUGAUUGACCAGGAGCAGUUCAUCCAGCAUCGUCAGUCGCUCGACACGUGUGCGUCGCUCGUGCAAGACGGCAAGCUCGUCGAGGCCUUUGGAGUGUGCCAACGUACCGAAGACGAGAUCUACCGGCAAGCCGGGAAUCCGUUCAUUUACGACAUUCGCCAGCAAGGCAACGCGUUUUCAGCCCUCACAAAGACCCUCUCGACGUACUUCAACCUCCCCGAGACGAGAGAGGCCCUCAACAUCCCCCCCCACACGCUGUGGACAUCCAUCGAUGGCUCAGCCUACGGAGAUGACCCAGCCGCCCCUUCCAUCGCGCGGCACUUGCUCAACGACGAAAUGGUGGACGUGCCCGACGCCAUCCUCGAAACCCUCAUGAACCACUACCACGUGCUGUUUUACGCUGGCAACAUGGACGGCUCCAGCUGCAACCACCUGGGCGUGUCUCGCGUGGUGGACCAACUCCACUGGGACGGAGCGGACGAGUACCAUACUGCUUCGAGGCGUCCGUGGACAGUCGAUGGCGUCGGCGGCGUGGGGGGCCUCGCCAAGCAAAGCGGCAACGUGGCGGUGGUGGUGAUCACAAACUCGGGCCAUUUGGUCCCCACCGACCAACCCGAGGCCUCGCUGGACAUGAUGCGCCGGUUUCUCACCCAGCGAUCGUUUCACCAGGGCUAGCUAGUUUAGAAUCAUAAACACAGUCGUACUACCACUCAAACAGAAGCAUAUACAGAGUGUUGAAGCAUACCAGUACUAUUAAUAGUAUUGUAUAGUACUACGCAGUACUACGUAGUAUUAAUACAUGUAUACCGACG